Messenger RNA from Perkinsus marinus ATCC 50983, 459 nucleotides. RefSeq lists its product as hypothetical. The transcript has a single exon. The coding region runs from base 1 to 459 and encodes 152 amino acids. Lineage: Eukaryota; Perkinsozoa; Perkinsida; Perkinsidae. The record is from RefSeq and is a predicted model, not a curated record.
AUGGCAUAUCUGCUCGAAGGUAUACUCCUACCGAAUGAUUACGGUGGGAAACUACGUGUUUCGGACGACGGUAACUCUAUAGAGAAUGGUCCGGAGUAUUCUAAGCUGGUCUAUGCUUCUCUCAAGAACUUGGUACCGGCUAGAGCCUUACAAUCUCUCAUCUAUGACCACUAUGAAAAGGGUACUAGAGUCUAUCAGGAUACCAACGGUGACUUUGUGACCAUGCCUGCUAGUACUGAUGGCACUGAUCAGUCUAAAAUCACCCUACGCCGAGCCAAACAGCUAGUUGCUGGUAAGUUCUCAUCUAGCUCUAAUGACCUCGUUCGGGAAGAUUGUCCACCACUUCCGCAUAGUGAAGAACGCCCACUGUCUCCGAGGUCUAAUGGUUCGGCCGGUUCUAUCGAUUGUCAGGAUUCAACAGCAGUCGAAGCCUCUAGUUCGGUGCAGCCACCAGAUUAA